CAAAUUAAAGAGGAAGAAAAAAUCCAUAGCAUUCCAAAUCAUAGCUAACUUUUUGUUAUGUAGUGCUUUGCUCUUCACUAUUCACCGUUACUCUUUUCCAACUUUCUCAUUUCUAAUCUUUCUCGCAGUCGCCGGAGAUUUCUCUCGUCAUUUCCUGCCGUCACAAUGUCCUCCGCUAAUAACGCCACAGCCAAGGCUUCUCAUACUAAAGAGGAAGUUUAUCUCAACGCGGUAAUCGAAGAACGCAUCAAAUUGUUCGAAUCCAUCAAAGAACAGCAAAUCGCGCGCUUUCAAUCGCUCGAGCACGAUAGUAAAAUUAACAAAACUCCACUCCAUUCACUGCUAAUGCAUCGAAGCUUUUGUUUAAUUAAUUUGAAUUCGAAUUAUUUCAUUUGUUUUUAUAGGAUUAGCUUGCUGAAUGGGACUGUGAAGGAAGGAGAGAGGCAGUUAUCAACUUCGAUGGCUAAAGGCAUUUCAAAGAGUUUGGCUACGAAUGCUUUGAUUGCUCAACUUAACGGUUGGUUUUGGGAUAUGAAUAGAUACUGAUGUCACUAUCGGCUGUUCAAACAACUACAAUUACUUGCUUCAAUUCAUAGCUCUUCUUACUCUUUAUUUCAGGGAGAGAGAAGGGGAGCUGCAGCCAAACACCGCAGCUCGCUGCCGGCGUCGAUAUCGACGCCAAAGUCACUGCUCGCUGCCGGCGCCAAAACGGCUGCUUGCUGGCGACCUUUUAACGCCACCACUCAUUCUCUGAUCAAUCCCUUGUGAUUAGAGUUGUGAGUGAAAAGGAUGCUUAAGAGAAUGUCAUUGUUAUCCAGAGAGGAAUGGAUGCUACUUCUAUGCUUCAUCAAAUGGGUUUAACUAAUGUUGUUUUUCAUCAACUUGAUGCUUUGGAUCCACUUAAUAUUCAGUCCCUGGCUGAUUUCAUCAAGAACACAUUUGGAAGACUUGAUAUUCUGGUAAACAAUGCGGGAGCCUCUGGGGUUGUGGUGGAUGAGGAUAGCCUAAGGGCGUUAAAUAUAGAAACUGAAACUUGGCUUUCAGGAAAGGCAAUCAAUAUGAUACAAGAAGUGAUUAAAACUACGUACGAGAAAGCUGAAAAAUGCUUGAACACAAAUUACUUCGGUGUAAGAAGAUUAACAGAAGCUCUGCUCCCGCCUUUACAGCUUUCCACUUCAAGAGUUGUGUCUUCUCUAAAGAGUGAGCUACCAGUGAGUUGAAAAAGUGUGAUUAUGACUUAGUAACCUGGAGGAAAAUUGUAGAGCCACGUGCAAGCGCUGAACUUCGAAGGUGAUUUGAGUUACUGGAUUUAGACAGAGGGAUAGGCUGCGAGCUUCUAACAUCGAUAGUCUGAUACAAAGUGUGACAAAGAACGAGUGCAAAAGCAGCGUUGGCUCAUUCUUAUUUCGAUAGGGAAGGUCUACUAGCUUUAUCUUUUAUGCAGACGCUGAGGAUGCAAUAAUUUCGAGCAACACAACAAGAUCGA
Molecule: messenger RNA, 1486 nt
Organism: Mercurialis annua (annual mercury)
Lineage: Eukaryota; Viridiplantae; Streptophyta; Magnoliopsida; Malpighiales; Euphorbiaceae
Product: short-chain dehydrogenase/reductase 2b-like
Exons: 7
Coding region: 825-1220 (131 amino acids)
Cellular component (GO): membrane
Source: RefSeq, a predicted model, not a curated record